AUGGCGCAUUACGCUGAUGCGGCUUGUGUUUUGAAAGUGAACGUUCACUGCGAUGCAUGCAAGAUGAAGACAAUGGAAAUCCUUAGCUCCAUCAUUGGGGUAUAUUCUGUCUCCAUAGAUGCAGAAAAAGGGCUUGCAAAGAUUUACGGUGAGGUUGAUCCAAACAUGCUUAUGAGGGCAAUAGCAAGAGCCGGGAAACAUGCAGAGCUAGUUCAUCUUGACGUAAAGCAUCCACAAAUCAAAGCAAACGCUUCACAUAGUCGCCGGCUCGGCUACAGUUCUGAUACGCUGGAGAACUACUGUGGCAACGAGCAUGUUGCAGGGAGUUCGUUGCCUGAUGGUGCUUAUUAUGGGCACGAGCAGUGCUACUAUCCCAAUUCAUACGACAGAACAAACGUAGGAUAUGUGCCCUCAUAUCCUUCUCAGCCAGGAUACAACAAUCCAUAUGAUGAUGAGAGCUUCAAUACUUGCACCAUAAUGUGA
Molecule: messenger RNA, 483 nt
Organism: Coffea arabica (coffee)
Lineage: Eukaryota; Viridiplantae; Streptophyta; Magnoliopsida; Gentianales; Rubiaceae
Source: RefSeq, a predicted model, not a curated record